UAAUAGUCUUUUAUCCUCUUGGGUUGUUGACCAUUCAGGCACUUAAGGCAUGCUCUCCUCUGUUUUACUGCUGCUUCAGCUUUGGAGUGCAGGAAUGGGGUUUUCUCUUUUGACGUUCUUAUUGACCGUGAAACCAGCCUCCUUAUUCGAGUUUGUCGGCAAGCUGAAACUGAAGGUCUGCCUAGUAUCAUGGAACUCGAAAAGCCCUUGAGCUCUGAUACUGUUCCGGUCAUAAUUUUCUUCCAUGGUGGGAGCUUUGUGCACUCCUCUUCAGAUAGUGCCAUUUACGACACUCUUUGUCGCCGCCUAGUGGGCAUUUGUAAGGCUGUUGUGGUAUCAGUGAAUUAUCGACGAGCACCUGAAAACCGUUACCCUUGUGCCUAUGGUGAUGGCUGGGCUGCUGUUAAGUGGGUUAGUUCAAAGCCAUGGCUUCAAAGUCGAAAGGAUUCAAAAGUUCAUAUUUACUUGGCUGGUGAUAGUUCUGGUGGUAAUAUUGUUCACAAUGUUGCUGUAAGAUCCAUAGAAUCAGGCAUUGAAUUAAUGGGGAAUAUACUUCUCAACCCAUUGUUUAGUGGGCAGAAAAGAACUGAAUCGGAGAAACGAUUAGAUGGAAAAUAUUUUGUCAAAAUUCAAGAACGCGACUGGUACUGGAGAGCAUUUCUUCCUGAAGGAGAAGACAGGGACCAUCCAGCAUGUAAUCCAUUUGGUCCCAAUGGUAUAAGCCUUGAAGUCAUCAAGUUCCCGAAGAGUCUUGUUGUGGUGGCUGGUUUAGAUCUUAUUCAGGACUGGCAAUUGGGUUAUGCUGAGGGGCUAAGGAGGAACGGCCAAGACGUGAAGCUGCUAUAUUUGGAACAAGCAACUAUUGGGUUCUACUUGUUACCUAACAAUGAACACUUCUACAUUGUUAUGGAUGAGAUACGUAAUUUUGUUAAUCCUGAACAGUCAAUAAAUGUUACUUACUGACAGGGCAGCAAUACUUAAGAAGCUUGACAUUACGCCUCGUGGGUUAUCUUCAUCAGAAGGGCUUUGUUUGCUGUUUGUAAGAUUAAUUAGUACUACUGCUUAACUGUUUAGUUGGCUGUGUUAGUGUUACUGUUAUUCUGCUCCAUUGGGUCUGGUUCAUCUUCGGUGAGAGAUGGCUGGGCUGGGUUUGGUUGUUUGUUGAAGAAGGCAAGCGGUUCAACAUGUAGCUGGAUUGGGAGGCUCUGUUUCUUUUGCCACUUGGGUUUUUGGAACUUGAAUGAUAUGGUGUUAUGUAACUAGUUAUAUAGGCCGGCAAAGCCGUUAAGUUUAGCAGAUCCACCAAUUCAAAAUUACCCACCUGUCUGACUGUUGAUGACAGAAGAUAGCAAAACAAAUGUGUGGGGGAAAUGUUUGGUGGCCAAUCAAUCUGAGGUCGGUG
Messenger RNA from Camellia sinensis, 1402 nucleotides. Lineage: Eukaryota; Viridiplantae; Streptophyta; Magnoliopsida; Ericales; Theaceae. The record is from RefSeq and is a predicted model, not a curated record.